This is a messenger RNA of Salvelinus sp. IW2-2015, 1044 nucleotides long. It is a transcript of the gene swsap1, whose product is annotated as SWIM-type zinc finger 7 associated protein 1. Gene Ontology annotation, biological process: double-strand break repair via homologous recombination. Gene Ontology annotation, molecular function: single-stranded DNA binding. The record is from RefSeq and is a predicted model, not a curated record. Gene Ontology annotation, cellular component: Shu complex. NCBI's taxonomy places the organism in Eukaryota, Metazoa, Chordata, Actinopteri, Salmoniformes, Salmonidae.
AGAUAGAUAGCUAAAGAAAGAUAUGGCCGAUAUUUUGACGCUUGUCUUUAGGAUAUUUAACCAACACAAUGGAAAAACGAAGGAUUUCAAAAMCAUCGCACCAUCAAAAUGCAGUACCUUGGUAGUCGGAGACAGUAGCAUCAACCGUUCGUUGCUGAUACUUGCGGCGGUGACGGCUGCCUCUGAAUUGGGGCUCAAAGUCUCAUUUUUCACUCCGGUUCAAAUUCAGAGCCUUCCAGGAUCAUUACAAGAAUCCAUGUCCAACCUGAGCCCKGACAAUUUGAAGAAAAUCAAGUUUUCAUACCCCAGGUCCUUGGAAGAUUUGCUUCAGGAUGUGGCCUCUUUGCAUGAAUCAGCCUCUGGAUCUGCUGCCCCUCCGUCGCUGAUCAUCGUGGACGGACUGGAGGGCUACCUGCGCGGGCCUGGGGUGAGUGGUGGCCUUCAGCUGGCGGAGCAGUCCUCUGCUGCACAAAUCUCUGCUCUGCUGUUUGACAUGGCUGCAUUUCUCACACAGACCUUGGAAGAGAGAGCUGCUAGUCUGGCCCCCUGUCGGGUCAUAGCCUCGUUCCAGUCUGAGUGUGAAGGGCAUGCUGGUGGGGACUCCUCAGACCCUGUCCUCUCAGUGUUAGACCGCUACUUUCAGGUUCGGUGUACCUUGGACCAGGACUGGAACUCUGCCCCUGCUGUAGCAGGAUCACAGGACACGUGGCAUGUUUACCUCUCUGGUGCUGGGAUCACAGAAGACUCUAUUGCUAAGGAUGAGGAGGACUCAAGUCUGGCACGAGAAUGGCGACUGAUCAUUUGCCCCAAUCGCUCAAUAGAGUUUACAAUGGUUUGAAAUCUAUUAAAUGACUUACCGGUGGACGAGGAAGAAAUAAAAGACAUGCAAAAAAAACUAUAUACUUAUAUCAAACAAUUGCAUUCCCAAAGACUGAGAUGCAAGGGGAACAGUUUUUUUCCAAUGCACAAAAUGGUUUUCACUAGUGUUUACAAAADGAAAUUCAGCAAAGUUUUUGUGUGAAUUAAACCACUCCUCCGACUGAA